Nelumbo nucifera (sacred lotus) is the source of this 501-nucleotide messenger RNA. Lineage: Eukaryota; Viridiplantae; Streptophyta; Magnoliopsida; Proteales; Nelumbonaceae. The record is from RefSeq and is a predicted model, not a curated record.
AUGGCAGCAGCCGAAGAGAGGAAAGACGAUCCCCGAAUAUAUUUGGUUUCAUGUCUGUUCCUUGUCUGUAUAAUAGGUGGCGGAGUGUUUCUAACCCUCCCGGUAACAAAAUCUACAGAAUGGUAUCCUGUUGCAGGACUCGUGCUUGUGGCCAUUCCAUGGGCGUUUUGGAUCGUAGUAUUCUUCUAUACAUGCUUCAAUCGAAAUUCCGGACCACCCGAUGAUGACAUUGAAUACUAUGCUGCCAAAAAGGGCAAUCAUGGAGAAGCAGCAGCGCCAGCAAUCGCGGCUAAGGCCCAGACUAAAGCCACCGCCGCAUCCGCAGAGUCCACACCGGUGGAUCCUCCGAGUGGUGGAAGCAGGAAUGUCCGUUUUGGAGAUGUAGAGACCCAUCCAGCCCCCGCCCGUGACGAGGAAGAGGGUGCCAUGGCAUCGACCUCAAGAGCUUCAAAGAGUGAAAAUCGCUCUUCUGGUUCGCGUGUGACUCCAUUUCCAUUCUAG